This is a messenger RNA of Pseudopodoces humilis (Tibetan ground-tit), 933 nucleotides long. RefSeq names its product BUD31 spliceosome associated protein (gene BUD31). Lineage: Eukaryota; Metazoa; Chordata; Aves; Passeriformes; Paridae. The record is from RefSeq and is a predicted model, not a curated record. Gene Ontology annotation, cellular component: spliceosomal complex; nucleus. Gene Ontology annotation, biological process: mRNA splicing, via spliceosome.
GGAGCGGGGUCGGGACGGGAAUCGGGACCAGGAACUGCAGCCUUCCCUCACCCCGCCGGCCCCGGGUUCCGCUGUGGGGCCGUCGGGGCCAGGCCGGGCGGCCUCUGUAUCACCGGGCUCUGACCGGAAUUGUCACCUCAGAGAAGGAGUGGUUUCCGCGCUUUGCUGAGGAUUUAUCGUGCAGCAGUCACAGAGCUUUCACCUCUUUCACGAGCUCCUGAUCCUGAGGGAGUGUUGGUAGUUCCCCUUUGCCUUUCGGCCCUUUCGUUCCCGAGGCAAUGCCCAAAGUGAAGAGGAGCAGGAAGCCUCCCCCGGAUGGCUGGGAGCUGAUCGAGCCCACGCUGGACGAGCUGGAUCAGAAGAUGAGAGAAGCGGAGACGGAGCCACAUGAAGGGAAGAGGAAAGUGGAGUCCCUCUGGCCCAUCUUCAGGAUCCACCACCAGAAAACACGUUACAUCUUUGAUCUCUUCUACAAGAGGAAAGCAAUCAGCAGAGAGCUCUAUGAGUACUGCAUCAAGGAGGGCUAUGCUGACAAAAACCUGAUUGCCAAGUGGAAGAAGCAGGGCUAUGAGAACCUCUGCUGCCUGCGCUGCAUCCAGACUCGGGACACCAACUUCGGGACCAACUGCAUCUGCAGGGUCCCCAAAAGCAAGCUGGAAGUGGGCAGAAUCAUUGAAUGCACUCACUGUGGAUGCAGAGGCUGCUCUGGAUGAAGCCUUUUGCCAUCAAACUUGUUUUUUGAACUCUGAGGGACAUCCUCCUCCUCCUCAAUGGACUAUGAGUGCAAUUACAGCUGCUUUCUGUGAUGGGAUAUUUCUGUAUAAUAAUUAAAGCAGCAGCAUGAUCACCUGGAUUGUGUAUAAAUGGUGGGGGUACUUUUGAGUAGGGUUUUGUGUAGCCAUUUAUUUUAAAAUAAAGCUUGCCUUCCUGAGA